GAAUGGGCUCGCCCGAGUCACGUGACGUCUGAAGGUCCCCUCCCUCGGAUUUGGCCGCCAUUACGUCUGACCAGAAAAACCAGUUUCAUUGUCGCCGCAAUUCAACCUUCAAAUGUUUCGUGCUUUUGCUGUAGCUCUGUUGUGCGGUGACAGGGAACCAUCUGCUUCGAUUUUCACGUGUGAAUUUGGAAUACAGCUGUAACCGGUGUGUGAAAUUGUGUCUGUACAUUGUAUCGCAAGAUAUUAUCGAUAUAAAAUUAUUAAUAUGGUGUGGAAAUAAAUAGAAAAAUAAAGUGCUCACUUUCUGGAGAGUGAACUCGUGGGUUAAUCAAUACUCGUGCUGUUUUGUGUGAAAUAAAGUAAACAGUGAAAGUUGAUGGGACGUAUCCGGCAUUUUCAGUGCUUCUGCAUGCCAGGACACACGCCCACUGUCAUACUUCGUAUAUGAAGUUGGAGAUCUACUUGACGAGAAGAGUGGAAGCUGGAGCCGGGUGCGCAGGCGCCGCCCGAGGGGACCAUGCGAGCGGCGCUGGGCGCCGCCUGGCGGUGGGCGCUGCUCGUCUCGCUCGUCGGCGUCAUUGACGGGGAGGCCGGGUGCCGCUUCCCCGCGCAUUGGGCCGGCAGCUGGUUCCAGUCGGGCGUGCAGCUGGUGCGCAUCAACGCGUCGCACAUCGAGACCAAGGGCGAGUGCCUGCAGGCGGCGGGCGACAAGUUCCUCAUCGAGGACAAGUCGGAAAAUUGCUUCAGAUGCGUGGUCAUUCAUGAGAAGCAUGCCAAUGUCUUGCAGUAUAAAGAGACGUACUGCGACGAGAAGAAGUCGCUGGACGACCUGUGCUCACUCAUCACGGGCGACGCCACGCUCUUCUCCAUGCUGCGCCUGGACCCUCCCGCGGGGCCCGUCGCCUGCCCCUUCAAGGGCCCCUUCACCUUCACUUACAACCGCGGCUCCGGCGAGUGCUGGAGCCCCGUCUCCAGGAUUGACUCGUGCACCGACGAGUCGCGCCUGCUGCUGCGCUACCAGGCCUGCCCCGACGGUGUUCAUUACUCUGUGGAGGAAUUAGUUUGCCUCGCGACUUGGAAGGAAGGUUCCACUCGGUAUCUCAUUGGAAAAGUGUUCCAUAAAAUGGCGACAUCAGAUGAAGACAGAUACCGAUGUUUUGUUUAUGAUCACAAGCAGAGCAACGGACGCUCCAUGUUCGAAGUGGCGCAAUCUGGCGAUGCUACGUGCAACGGAUUGCUGUCCCCCACGGAAGGCUCUCGAACAAUGAAGCUAACAAAAGUUGAAAACUCAAAAUCCAGGUGCCGGUAUCCAAACUGGGUGACUGAACAUCACCAGUGGCAUACUUUGGAUUUAAGCCGUUCUUAUCACUUUUCCCACAAGAAUGCUACCUUACGAAUAUCUCAUUCUGGGCCUGAAAUGAGAGUGAUAUGUCACAAUGCAACAGAAAGUCAUCACCAAGUCACUAUAGUUGCUCAUACAACAAGUGGCUGCAAUAGUGGUUAUGUGUGCAUGCGAUUCUACAAACGAGAUGGACAUGUGAUUGAGCUCCAGCAAAGCAACAACACUGUUCAAGUAGCAGAAGAAGCUUGCAACCCAGAAUAUUUUCCUCACACCACUCUACCAUAUACAACACUCAUAACUGCAACGUUACAUCCUCGCAAGUGUCCAUACCUUGGACGUUACACUGUCACAGGUCUACAUGAAAAUGUACCUCAACAAUUGCAUCAUCACAAACGAAAGAAGCGAGCAAUUGUUCGAAGCAAACGUCAGGAUGAAAGCAACACAGAACCAGACUGCGAUGUAGAGAAUUUUGAAUCCCUUUCUGUGGGAUGCACUGAAACUUUGGAUACCAUGGAUUUUUAUUCCUGUAACAGCGAGGCAGUUUCAGCUUAUUCCUGUCAUGGAAAUUGGGAGGAAAAUGGAACCAGUUUUCUUAUAGCUUCUCCUGUCAGUCGAAAGUCUACUGGGGCAAGGAGAUACUGCUUCAUAUACACCCAUGGAGGAAACAAAGGAGACGGAAGUAUCCUAUACAAUGAUGCAAAAUGGAAAAGGGAUACUACGCUACAAGUGUCUACUGCAACAGAAUCCUGUCAUAGGAAUAUUACUCCUGGAAUUUCAGGACAUCGUGUGUUCAAUCUUACAAUGAUUGGUUAG
Molecule: messenger RNA, 2155 nt
Organism: Gryllus bimaculatus (two-spotted cricket)
Lineage: Eukaryota; Metazoa; Arthropoda; Insecta; Orthoptera; Gryllidae
Source: the annotation of a GenBank genome assembly